AUUUUGCUUGUUCCCUUAGUUUGCCCAGUCCCCCUCGGUAUGGAAAGUGGAGCCAUUUUGGACUCCCAGAUAAGUGCUUCAUCAGAAUGGGCCAGCAAUCAUGCCGCACAGCAGGCAAGGUUACACUUUGUAAAAACUGUUUAUAGAACUGGUGCCUGGUCAGCUAAGUCAAACGACUUAAACCAGUGGCUACAGGUCGAUCUUUUGAAUACGACUCGAGUGUCAGGAGUAGCAACUCAAGGACGGAACGGAUGCCCUUGCGAUCAGUGGGUCACAAAGUACAAGUUACAGUACAGUGAAGAUGGACAGGCGUUUAAGUUCUAUAGGAGAAGUGGAGAUAAAUCAGACAUGGUGGGAAACAAAUAAAACACCUUGCACCAAACCCUAUUUUUGAAAAUAAUAAUAAUAAUAGGCCUUGUUCAAAUUUACCUAACCCUACCUCUUUGAAUAGGGAGGAAAACACCCAGUCUAGCUCUUGGGAUAUGUGAAUUUCACCAAAGCUAUUUUUAUACCAGUUACACGCUUCUAAUUGAUCGGAAGUUAGUUUCCGGAGAGGUCCGCAAACUAUUAUUCAGUGUUGUUAAAAUGGAAUUCAACAGUCGCCAUUACAAUGUUUUGCAUUGUUUGCCAUGAGGCAGUUGCGCUUGGACUUGUUGACGUCUUAAACAAUCGAUUGAAACAUUCAGACGUUCCAGGAACUGGACGUCCAUUUGGACGCAACCUCUAAAAAUAGCUUAAGUAAAAUUCACACUUCCCGGCCAACGCCUUAAGAUUCCGUCUCUGCCACUAAUCUCUCUUGAUAAGUCACAAAAAACUCCAGACAACAGAAGCAGAUAGUUCGUCUUGACAAGUUAUUCAUCUUUUCCCAAUCUAAACAAAUAACUCAUCUUACAUACGUUUGCACAGAUUAUCCAUCUCUUGCCAGUACAAUAGACCUUGUCACAGAUUUCGACGCCAUCUUGACGAGUAGGCAAACGUGUGAGAAAUUACAGUGUUUGUAUGAAAAUCUAAUGUUGAAUAAUUUCCCUAAAACGGCUGUUCUCAAAAAAAUAUCAGUUGUAAACUAAAGUUACUAAGCAAAGGAUUGCACUAAAACAUUUUUGGGCCGUACUUAUGCUUAAAUUUCUCCAGACGCUUGCUUUAGAUUUUCCAUAUAUUUGUCUGUAAUUUUCGCGGGACUUUCUUACAGACAAAUGUAUAGAAAAUUCUUAAAAGUUGUUGUAGGUCUUCUAGGGCAUGUAACGCCCGCAAUUUUUUUCAGGAGAAUCGUUAGGAGUGAGGCUUUAGUUUACACAUCAGUAUUUUUUUCAGAACAGCCGUUCUAAGGAAAUUAUUCGACAUUAGAUUCUCAUCUCGUCAAGGCGGCGUCGAAAGCCGUAACAAGGUCUAUUCAAUUGUUUCUUGGUGUUGCAGAAUUCAAGUGUUUCUUGUUGGUUUGUGAUGUUGUUUGGUCAUUGUUCAGCAUCUUUUCAUUUUUUUGUAUUACGUCAUUUGGUGAUUGCACCCGUCUGCAACACCAAGAAACUACGAGCCCAGAUACCAAACUAUCGUAUUCUGUUAAAUCUCAUUUAGGUUUUUACGGGAAACACCGACAGAGAUACUGUUGUGAAUCAUCAGUUAACUCCCAUGAUUAAAGCUCGUUACAUUAGACUAAUUCCUGUGGAAUGGAACAAUCACAUAUCUCUGAGAAUGGAACUCUACACCUGUUAG
Messenger RNA from Porites evermanni, 1710 nucleotides. The record is from the annotation of a GenBank genome assembly. NCBI's taxonomy places the organism in Eukaryota, Metazoa, Cnidaria, Anthozoa, Scleractinia, Poritidae.